Messenger RNA from Schistosoma rodhaini, 1494 nucleotides. The record is from the annotation of a GenBank genome assembly. NCBI's taxonomy places the organism in Eukaryota, Metazoa, Platyhelminthes, Trematoda, Strigeidida, Schistosomatidae.
GUCGUAUUGGAGGUUGAGUGCAUAGAUUGGAAAACAAACUUUAAAAUAACUAGACUGGCCAACAUAUCUACAAAUAUCUGAGACUUUGUGCGGAGAAGUAUAUUACAUAGUGUUUUCUUCUUUAUGUAUUUUGAAUGUUGUUGUAUAUGGGCUCUAAGAUUUCAUCAAAUAAGCGUGUCAUACACAUGCACCUAGACCAAUAAUAUCACACAUUGUUAACUUGGGAUAUUUUUGAGUAUUUUACCCUUACUAGAUCUGUAGAAUGUUAGAAAUAGACGACUAAGGACCGUCAGUGGGUCGCUUUCGAAUCAAAUUGGAUCAUAAGUAGAUGGGUAUUCUUGUUUUUUAGAUCUUAAACAUCUUAUCAGAUUAAAGGUAUUGCGAAACAAAUUGUACUCACCUUUUUCAUUUCCAUACUUCAUUUUUACCUCCCGUGAUGUUGAACAGCAUAGCGGCUUACGUGUUUACUUCAUUAAUUCAGGUAUAAUUUCCUGUUUUUGUCACACCAAAGUUCCUUUAUGUAUAUUUGUGGGGUAUAUCACGAGAGGUGUUAUCCUGUUUUGCAUAUACUCUUCCUUUCCCUCUAGAUUGAUCGGUAAAAUCAUGCAGUUAUUUAAGUUUAUACUCAGGAAGGAUACUCCAUUACAAAUUGCCUAUCGAUAUCGAAGUUAUGGUAUCAAAUUAAAAAGUUUUGAUCCACCUUAUUUGUCUGUCAAACCACCUAUGCAUGUUUAUCAAAGUGUGCAGUUUGACAUAAGAGGGCAUGACUACGUGCAGCUAGAGAGAUUCACUUCAUACGUUCACAAGUUUUUCAUCAAUUGUGGUUAUGAAGUUGAAAAUUUUCCUCUGCCUCCCAGCAAGAAGCUCUACCGACUAUAUCAUACUAAUUCGACAAAUAUCCGGUCAGAUUUCGAAAUAUCUGAAUUUCGAAGAAUAUAUAGAGUAUCACUAUUUAUUCCUUUUUACUUUUCUUGUGAUUUCCUCAGAUAUCGGGUGUGAAAGCUGUUCACUUACCAAUAUUAUUAGACCUGAUCUACCAGAAUUUAUCUUCAGGGAUUAAAAUUCAUAUUGGAAAGACAGACGAUUCCUUAGAUGAAGAUCGUUUCGUUCCACAACUCGAAAAGGAAGCCUUGGAAAAUGAACUAUCGAAACUCAAAUUUUAAAAAUUUCCUAAUUUUUGGCAUUUUGUACACAAAUUCAACUAGUUCUUAAUCACUGACAUUUCUGUUUAUUGUUCCAUUCGAUUGAACUCUUAAGAUAAAUAAAAAGCGUCUAUAUCAGGAAUUCGAUUGUAGUGGACAUUUUCUGUACAAAUAAGGCUUAAAAUAUCAUCCACCUAUCAUUAAUUACUACUUUUCUACAAUUCUCAUGUAAUAAAGAGUAACUUUUGAGUUCCUGUUUUUAAAUCUUUUGUUACAAUUUGCAAGUAGAGAUUAAGUAUUGGUUUUCUGUAUGAUUACAUCACUGCAUUUCCUAACUUGAGCAAUAGAAGCC